Verticillium dahliae VdLs.17 is the source of this 3969-nucleotide messenger RNA. RefSeq names its product Neo1p. Gene Ontology annotation, molecular function: ATP hydrolysis activity; magnesium ion binding; ATP binding. Gene Ontology annotation, cellular component: endosome; trans-Golgi network; plasma membrane. NCBI's taxonomy places the organism in Eukaryota, Fungi, Ascomycota, Sordariomycetes, Glomerellales, Plectosphaerellaceae. Gene Ontology annotation, biological process: endocytosis; phospholipid translocation; retrograde vesicle-mediated transport, Golgi to endoplasmic reticulum. The record is from RefSeq and is a predicted model, not a curated record. Bases 1 to 3969 code for a protein of 1322 amino acids. The transcript is spliced from 3 exons.
AUGCCUCCCAACUCUUCCUAUCGUCCCGCGGAGCCGCCAGAUUCGCCGAAUGAUUCCGAUUCAGACCUCGACCUCGACAUUCAGGAGCUCGACCCUGCCACCACGUCCCAACGCGGCCCCGCCCAAGCCAGACACGCCCGCGACACGGGAGAAUCGCGCUCACCGAGGAUAGCCCUUCGCAACCUCCGCAUGGGUGGCCUGCGACGUGGGAACAGGAGUAGGGGGUACGGCGAGCUCGGCCAGGACAGAGAUGGCGCCGCCGACGAUUCCCAGUCUCUGCUGGGCGGUGGCCACAGGCGGUCCACUUCACAGUCCGCCGACGGCAGUCGAGCCUCCGGUGACGAUGCGCCUCUGCUGUCGGGACGGUCCCAGCCGCGAUCUCGGCGUCGCUCCUCGGCGCAAGAAGGCCUGGGACGCCUGGCUGCCCUCGGUUCCAGUCUGAAACUCGCGAGCUUCAUGGGCGGCAGUGCAGGCCCUGGCUCGGUCAAGGACGAUUCUGGAGAAGCAGAGGAGGAGGACGACCCUUCCGCGGCGCGACACAUUGCCGUGGGGUCGUUACAAUCGACCAAAUUCCCGCCGAAUCUGAUAUCAAACGCCAAAUACACGGCCCUCUCGUUUCUCCCCGUCACGCUAUACAACGAAUUCUCCUUCUUCUUCAACAUGUACUUCUUGCUGGUCGCCCUGUCCCAGGCCAUUCCGGCGCUGCGAAUCGGCUACCUGACAACCUACGUGGCGCCCCUGGCCUUUGUUCUGAUGAUCACCAUGGGAAAGGAGGCGUACGACGACAUCGAGCGCAGGCGGCGAGACAAUGAGGCCAACGCCGAGGCAUACACUGUCCUCCGCUUUGACGAGCCGGGCCGGGCCUUGGCUUCCGAGCUGCGCCCUCACAAGAGGCUCAAGUCAGAGUCGACCAAGAGGCGGGGGAAGAAGCUGGUCAAGACGGCCGACAGGCUCUCAGACAUUCGUGAAGAGGAAGAGCGCAUGGAGGGCGAUGGCCCACGAACGGGGCCGACGUCAUCGGUAUACGAAAUGCCCUGUAAAUCACGCGAUCUCAAGGUCGGUGAUGUCUUGAAGCUGAGCAAGGGACAGCGGGUUCCCGCCGACGUUGUCAUUCUCAAAUGCAUCACCGCAGAGUCCGCCCAGGUCGAGGAAGAGGAGGCCCCCGUAGAGGAAGAAUCGCUGCUGGUGGAUGCCUUGGACGACGCGGCACCAGCAGCGUCUAGCAAAGGCAAAGACGUGGAGAACAAGGCCGAAGAUGCCAGCGGCUCCAACGGUGAGACUUUCAUCCGAACGGAUCAGUUGGACGGAGAGACAGACUGGAAGCUGCGCCUGUCUUCCCCUUUGACCCAAAACCUCCCGACGGAGGAGCUAGUUCGACUGCGAGUGACUGGUGGUAAGCCUGACCGCAAGGUCAACGAGUUUAUGGGUGCGCUCCAGCUGUUGCCGACAAGGGAGGACGCUCAGAGCACGUCUGCCGACCAUGGCUUUGGCGCGGACGCGGGGACCACGGCACCCUUGUCCAUCGACAAUACGGCUUGGGCCAACACAGUGAUUGCGUCCCAGGCAACAACGCUGGCCGUCAUCAUGUAUACGGGCACGCAAACAAGGUCGGCUCUCUCCACGGCACCAUCAAGGUCCAAGACGGGACUGCUUGAGAAUGAGAUCAACUCGUUGACCAAGAUUCUGUGCGCCCUCACUCUGGCGCUGUCGGUGAUUCUGGUUGCUCUUUUGGGUUUCGAAAAUACAGAAGACAACCGCUGGUACAUCAAGAUCAUGAGAUACCUGGUUCUUUUCUCGACCAUUGUGCCCAUCAGCUUGCGCGUCAACCUCGACAUGGGCAAGAGUGCGUACUCCUGGUUCAUCCAUCGCGAUUCCGGCAUACCGGGGACAGUGGUGCGCACCAGCACGAUACCAGAAGACUUGGGUCGCAUUGAGUAUCUGCUCAGCGACAAGACGGGCACGCUGACGCAGAAUGAGAUGGAGAUGAAGAAAAUCCACGUCGGGACCGUGUCGUACGCCAACGAAGCCAUGGACGAAGUUGUUGCCUACGUCAAGCAAGGUUUCCACAUUCAAUCAACAGUGGAUCCGGCCUCUCAGAAGAUGCUCAUCACCCCUUCGUCAACUUUUGCGAGUACCGCCAACGUGGGCACCACCCGCACACGGCGAGAGAUUGGUUCUCGCGUGAGGGACGUCGUGCUCGCGCUGGCGCUCUGCCACAACGUCACCCCCACAACGGAGGAGGAAGAUGGCAAGACGAUCACAUCGUACCAGGCCUCUUCGCCCGACGAGAUUGCCAUUGUGCGCUGGACAGAGUCAGUUGGGCUUCGUCUUGUCCAUCGCGAUCGCACCGGUAUGAUCCUGGAGUACGCAGAAACAGGACGCCCCACGGUCCAGGUGCGCAUCCUCGACGUGUUUCCGUUUACCUCCGAGGGCAAGCGCAUGGGUAUCAUCGUGCAAUUUUACGAGACGAAACAGUCGAGCCCUCCCGACCUGAGCAGCGGGGAGAUUUGGUUCUACCAAAAGGGCGCCGAUACCGUCAUGACGUCUAUUGUGGCGGAGAAUGACUGGCUCGACGAAGAGACGGCCAACAUGGCCCGCGAAGGCCUGCGUACGCUGGUUGUUGGCCGGCGACGCCUGUCCUAUGAGCAGUACCGAGAGUUUUCAAGAAGCCACCAGGAAGCCGCGCUCGCCAUCACGGGCCGUGACGCCAACAUGCAAAAGGUUGUGUCGCAGUACCUCGAGCGGGACCUCGAGUUGCUCGGCGUCACCGGUGUCGAGGACAAGCUGCAGAAGGAUGUCAAGCCGUCUCUCGAGCUGCUCCGGAACGCGGGCGUCAAGAUUUGGAUGCUCACGGGCGACAAGGUGGAGACGGCACGCUGUGUGGCCGUCAGCUCGCGCCUCGUGGCCAGGGGUCAGUACAUUUACACCGUGUCCAAGCUCAAGCGGAAGGACAACGCACAGGACCAUCUGGAUUUCCUUCGCAGCAAGACGGACGCGUGUCUGUUGGUCGACGGCGAGAGUCUGCUGCUGUUCCUGACGCAUUUCCGCAUCGAGUUCAUCUCGGUAGCGGUCCAGCUCCCGACCGUCGUGGCGUGCCGAUGCUCUCCGACGCAAAAGGCCGAGAUUGCGACGCUCAUCAAGGAGUACACCAAGAAGCGCGUCUGCUGCAUCGGAGACGGCGGCAACGACGUCUCCAUGAUCCAGGCAGCCGACGUGGGUGUCGGCAUCGUCGGCAAGGAGGGCCGGCAGGCGAGUCUGGCGGCCGACUUUUCCAUUGAGCAGUUCCACUACCUCACCAAGCUGCUGGUCUGGCACGGCCGGAACAGCUAUAAGCGGAGUGCAAAGCUGGCGCAGUUUGUCAUCCACCGCGGCCUCAUCAUUGCGGUGUGCCAGACCAUGUACAGCAUCGCCAUCAAGUUUGAGCCACAGGGUCUCUACAAGGACUGGCUUCUCGUGGGUUACGCCACAGUGUACACGGCGUUCCCCGUGUUGUCGCUGGUGCUGGACAAGGACGUGGACGAGAACCUGGCCAACCUCUACCCAGAGCUCUACAAGGAGCUGACGUCGGGCCGCUCCCUCUCGUACCGCACGUUCCUCAUCUGGGUCCUCGUGUCGGUGUACCAAGGCUGUGUCAUUCAGGGUCUUUCGCAGAUCCUGACCGAGGUCCACGGGCCGAGGAUGGUCGCCGUUUCGUACACGGUGCUGGUGCUCAACGAGCUGCUCAUGGUGGCCAUGGAGAUCACGACGUGGCACCCCGUCAUGAUUGUGUCGAUUGUCGGGACAUUUAUGAUGUUUGCCGCGUCAAUACCGUUCCUGGGCGACUACUUUGAGCUGGAGUUCCUGCUCACCCUUGGGUUCUACUGGCGCGUCCUCGCCAUCGGGGCCAUAUCGCUCAUCCCUCCGUACGCGGCCAAGUUGAUCGGGCGCGCGCUGAAGCCGCCAUCGUACAGGAAGGUACAGAGCACAUGA